Molecule: messenger RNA, 327 nt
Organism: Styela clava
Lineage: Eukaryota; Metazoa; Chordata; Ascidiacea; Stolidobranchia; Styelidae
Source: RefSeq, a predicted model, not a curated record
AUGUUGAAUGCCUCACAAGCAAAAUUACAAAUUGAACCCCUUGAAGAUGGGAGUGGAGAAAAUUGCUGUACGUUUGUUUUUUAUGAUGAAGAUCACACACUUGGGAAUGCUCUUCGAUACAUAAUUAUGAAAAAUCCAGAAGUAGAAUUUUGUGGAUAUUCUAUUCCUCAUCCAGCUGAGAAUAAACUUAAUUUAAGAAUACAAACAAAUGGUGUAUCUCCUACUGAUGUUCUUAGAAAAGGAUUGGAAGAACUGCUAAACACUUCGGAUCAUGUUUUAAUAACCUUUGAAGAUGCCAUAUCCAAAUUUGAAAAAGAUCAAGAUUGA